AUGGCAGCUCUGAUUCCGGCGAACAUUUCGUUCCUCCGCACAAGCGGCGACGACGUUCUUCCCGUCUCAUUUUCCAGUUUUAGCCGCAAAAGUGGAAGGAAGGCGGCCGACCAGGGGCAUCAUUAUGCACAAUUCAACCUGGGAGUGUGCUACGAGUACGGCAAGGGGGUGGGCAAGGACGUUGCACGCGCCGUAGAGUGUUACAGGAAGGCGGCCGACCAAGGAAAUGCGGAUGCACACUCCAAGCUGGGUUUGUGCUACGAGCACGGCAAGGGGGUGAGUAAGGACGGGACGCGCGCCAUGCAAUUGUACCGGAAGGCGGCCGACCAAGGGCAUGGAGCUGCCCAGAGCAACUUGGCCGCCAUGACUGUUGAGGGGGGGGGAGGCCUAUCACAAGAUUGGGUUGCUGCCGCGAAGCUAUUUGAAUUGGCGGCAAAGAAUUCGGACCAGCUAUCCGAUAAGCUCUGCCUCGCAUGGCUGUUGUGGACAGGAAGAGGUGUCGAUCAGGACAUUAUACGGGCGCAAGCUUUGGCCGCACAAGUCCGCAGUAGGGCAAGAAAUGCUAAGCUGUUGGUGCAACCUGUCGCAAUAGGACCGUUCUGGCCAACGGUCCUCAAGUGGUUCUAUAGUACGACAUGGUUCGACAGCAUGACGACGCCUGGAACCGGGCUCUCACAGGUUGCACCCGAGCCACAACCAGACAACACUGUAACAACGCCCAAUGGUGGGCCGCUGCGGAAUGCGUCCGAGCCACAGCCUAACAAUACCACGACAAUGCUAGAAGCUGGGCCCCAAAAGGGCGGAGUACUUGACGAUCUGGCUCUUACCAAGACCGAGCGGAAGUAUCUAAGUCAGGUGCUUGGGCGAGAAAAUGAUCUGGACGCAAUCGAGGAGGAGCGCCGGGACAUAGUCAAGGACCCGUGUAUGCGAAGAUACUACCUCGCGCUCCAGCAAACCCUGUGCGGGAUGUUUGUUGGGGCGCAAGCGUGUCAGAGCGGCUUGGUGAAGAAACGGCACGACCUUCUCACCCAAGGAGCUAUCGAAGCUUCAAGUAAGAUUGUUGGCCUCCUGCCAGUGUAUGGCCAUUUGGCCGAGGGUGUGGUCAAGAGCGCGGCACAGGAGGUUGCAGAUUACUUCGCAGGGAAGAAUGCGGAGCGCAUUGCUAGGGCGGGCGGCACGGACGGGGCCCUGGUCAGUGAGGGCGUGGCGAGAUACCUCGUGUUUGCGAGGAAGGGGGAGCUUUCGUCCGUUCCUAGAGACGCGUACGAGAAGGCAGUGUCGAAGGUGGUGAAGGCGGACGUGGAGAAAAUGAUGACGUGGAUCAAGUCGGAGAGCGACUUGAGCACCAUCCGCGAGGAGUCUGACGUUACGGGAGAGCAGGUGGUGCGGAGGCUUGUGGCGGCGGCGGAGCCGAGUUGGGCGCAGACGAUUACAUUGGCAGCAGCUCCCGGACCGGCGGUCGCUGCUCAGUCCCAGCUGGGUGGAAGUGCGGGAGCGGCGGGAGCACCCGACUCAAGUCAAACCGUGGACGUUGAGACGUUCCGGAAACUGGUGUCGGAAAUGGACGGGUUGAAAGAGCAGAUGAGGAAAAUAAAGGCAACAAUGCCAAACGAAGGUACUGCAGCUUUUGAGAUUGAUGCUGGAGGCGGGCAAGCGUUCGUGCAGGUUCAGUCACAAGAGAGUGCAACUGGUGGCGCUAGUAGGGCGGACACCUUAAACCUCCAGCGGGACUUUGCACAGCUGUGCGUGGUCGUAGACGAGCUCAAAGGCAGGAUAGACUUUUACGAAAAGCGGGGCUUCAGGGCCUCUAUAGUCGUUCGAGCGAAAGGCUUCCUUUCCACGAAGCGUGGAUCAAAGCUGCGUAGACUGUCAGCAAGAGACGGACCGGGAUGGAUAAGACUGGUCGACGAGGUAGAGCGGCCAGCGCCCUCGGCGCCGGUGACGAGCUGGGCUGCCGCGGCCGCGGCCGCGCGCGAGGAGACACGCUCGGGGCGAACUGCUCUUUGUACUGACCGUGGCUCUGCACUUGGGAGAAGCACCGGGUGCCGGGAAAAUGUCCGGAGGAAUCGUCUUGACGGUGAUGAUGGGCCCUGGGGGCAGUAG
Molecule: messenger RNA, 2103 nt
Organism: Klebsormidium nitens
Lineage: Eukaryota; Viridiplantae; Streptophyta; Klebsormidiophyceae; Klebsormidiales; Klebsormidiaceae
Source: the annotation of a GenBank genome assembly